GGACCAUCCCACUUAUUACCGAGGAAGGGAAGUUGAUGACAUGCAGCAGGAGUGAAGAUUCAUUCUGUUGCUAGUUCCUCCUGCAGCACAGAACUGUGGAUUCCCUGCGGAGUUUGGGUGGUUUCACACCUCCACUUGCUCCUGCAGUCCCUGAACAUUUACUCUGGGUCCCUAUUGCCUCAUUUGGUGAAAGAUGGCAUCCAGUCUAACUUGUACCGGAGUGAUCUGGGCUCUGCUCUCGUUUCUUUGUGCUGCCACAUCUUGUGUGGGGUUUUUUAUGCCUUACUGGCUCUGGGGGUCACAGCUGGGCAAGCCUGUGUCCUUUGGAACUUUCCGGAGGUGCUCCUAUCCUGUGCAUGAUGAAAAUCUUCAGAUGAUGGUGAUGGUGGAGGAAUGUGGGCGCUACGCCUCCUUCCAGGGCAUCCCCAGCACAGAAUGGAGGAUCUGUACCAUAGUGACCGGCCUGGGGUGUGGCCUCCUGCUGCUGGUGGCACUGACCGCUCUCAUGGGAUGCUGUGUGUCUGAGCUCAUCUCCAGGACAGUGGGAAGAGUAGCUGGAGCAAUUCAGUUCCUGGGGGGCUUGUUGAUUGGUGCAGGCUGUGCACUCUACCCCUUGGGCUGGGACAGUGAGGAAGUCCGGCAGACUUGCGGCUACAUUUCUGGCCAGUUUGACCUAGGUACGUGUGAAAUUGGCUGGGCCUACUACUGCACCGGUGGAGGCGCUGCGGCUGCCAUGCUCCUGUGCACAUGGCUGGCUUGUUUCUCUGGCAAGAAACAGAAGCAGUACCCGUACUGA
Molecule: messenger RNA, 796 nt
Organism: Chrysochloris asiatica (Cape golden mole)
Lineage: Eukaryota; Metazoa; Chordata; Mammalia; Afrosoricida; Chrysochloridae
Gene: LHFPL6
Product: lipoma HMGIC fusion partner
Exons: 3
Coding region: 194-796 (200 amino acids)
Cellular component (GO): membrane
Source: RefSeq, a predicted model, not a curated record